This is a messenger RNA of Vigna radiata var. radiata (mung bean), 1144 nucleotides long. Its product is annotated as transcription factor MYB41-like. Lineage: Eukaryota; Viridiplantae; Streptophyta; Magnoliopsida; Fabales; Fabaceae. Bases 42 to 1070 code for a protein of 342 amino acids. The record is from RefSeq and is a predicted model, not a curated record. The transcript is spliced from 2 exons.
UCUACCUUUUUGUCUUAGAACAUUUGUUGUGUCCCUGCCUAAUGGGUAGGUCACCUAGCAGUAACGAGAGUAAUGUUAAGAAAGGGCCAUGGACACCGGAAGAAGAUGGAAAGCUAAUGGAUUAUAUUAGCAAACAUGGAAGAGGAACGUGGAGAACACUUCCAAAGCAUGCUGGUCUAAAUAGGAACGGAAAAAGCUGCAGGUUGAGGUGGGAAAAUUAUCUAAGACCAGAUAUUAAGAGAGGAAAAUUAACUGAAGAGGAGGAGCAAUUGAUCAUCAACCUUCAUUCAGUUCUUGGAAACAAGUGGUCAAAGAUUGCUACAAGUCUUCCAGGGAGAACUGAUAACGAGAUCAAGAAUUAUUGGAAUACCACCAUAAGAAAAAAGCUUCUCCACAUGGGUAUUGAUCCUGAAACUCACAGGCCAAGAACUGACUUGAAUUAUCUGAUGAAUCUUUCCCAGUUGCUUGGCAUGUCAAAUUUGGGCACAUCAAUGAGUCCUUGGACCAACCCUACCAGUUUACAAACAGAUGUCACUCAAUUAGCCAAACUACAAGUGCUACAAAAUAUGUUACAACUUAUGAACAACACUUCAUUGAUUAGCAUGACUAAUCCUUACCUCUUAGACAAUCAAAUUCUCAACCCACCAUCACUUGAUACAUUCCUCCAUGGAACAAACACCCUCCAAGUGAGAGAUCCAAUGUUAAGAGGUCCAGAAUAUCCAAACCCUAUUGGUAACAACAUAUCCGAUCCAUUCUCUCAAACGCCCAGUGACUAUUCUCAGCAGAACAUCUUCAAAUCAGGGAUAGAAAAAGAAAAUGAAACUAGUCAUCAAGAAGUUCGUAGUUAUACCAAAAACAUUAACACUUCACAACAAAAUCAAGCAGAAAAUUUACUUCCACCGUUAGUUGCUUCGUGUCCUAGGACAACUACCUUCAACAAAAUGCAGAGAAACUAUAAUGAAGCACAAAAGUCCACAGAGUCACCUUUCUCGACUUUUGAGGCUUGGGAGAAGUUUCUCAUUGAAGAUGAUGAAGCAAGCGGUUCCUACUGGAAAGAGAUUCUAGAGUAAGUUUUAUUCUUAAUUGGUUUACCUUACUCAAGUGGUUAAGUGCGUCGUUUUAGUUUAUAACUUUACAUUUUUUU